CCUGGAGGGGGGUCUGCGCGCGGCCGGCUGGCUCUGCCCCCCGUCCGGUCCCGAGCGGGCCUCCCUCGGGCCAGCCCGAUGUGACCGGGCCCAGCGGAGCCUGAGCAAGGAGCGGGUCCGUCGCGGAGCCGGAGGGCGGGAGGAACAUGACAUCGCGGAGAUGGUUUCAUCCCAACAUCACUGGCGUGGAGGCAGAAAACCUGCUGUUGACAAGAGGAGUUGAUGGCAGUUUUUUGGCCAGGCCCAGUAAAAGUAACCCUGGAGACUUCACACUUUCCGUUAGAAGAAAUGGAGCUGUCACCCACAUCAAGAUUCAGAACACUGGGGAUUACUAUGACUUGUAUGGAGGGGAGAAGUUUGCCACUUUGGCUGAGCUGGUCCAGUAUUACAUGGAACAUCAUGGGCAAUUAAAAGAGAAGAAUGGAGAUGUUAUUGAGCUCAAAUAUCCUCUGAACUGUGCAGAUCCUACCUCUGAAAGGUGGUUUCAUGGACACCUCUCUGGGAAAGAAGCAGAGAAAUUAUUAACUGAGAAAGGAAAACACGGCAGCUUCCUUGUGCGAGAGAGCCAAAGCCACCCUGGAGAUUUUGUUCUCUCUGUCCGAACUGGUGAUGACAAAGGAGAGAGCAAUGACGGCAAGUCUAAAGUGACCCAUGUCAUGAUCCGCUGUCAGGAAUUGAAAUAUGAUGUUGGUGGAGGAGAACGGUUUGAUUCUUUGACAGAUCUUGUGGAGCAUUACAAGAAGAAUCCCAUGGUAGAAACACUGGGCACAGUAUUACAACUCAAGCAGCCCCUCAACACGACUCGUAUCAACGCUGCGGAAAUAGAAAGCCGAGUUCGAGAACUGAGCAAAUUGGCUGAGACCACAGAUAAAGUCAAACAAGGCUUUUGGGAAGAAUUUGAGACACUACAACAACAGGAGUGCAAACUUCUCUACAGUCGAAAAGAGGGUCAGAGGCAAGAAAAUAAAAACAAAAAUAGAUAUAAAAACAUCCUGCCCUUUGAUCAUACCAGGGUUGUCCUACACGAUGGUGAUCCCAAUGAGCCUGUUUCAGAUUACAUCAAUGCAAAUAUUAUCAUGCCUGAAUUUGAAACCAAGUGCAACAAUUCAAAGCCCAAAAAGAGUUAUAUUGCCACACAAGGCUGUCUGCAGAAUACGGUGAAUGACUUUUGGCGGAUGGUGUUUCAAGAGAAUUCCAGAGUGAUUGUCAUGACUACGAAGGAAGUGGAGAGAGGAAAGAGUAAAUGUGUCAAAUACUGGCCUGACGAGUAUGCUCUAAAAGAAUACGGGGUCAUGCGUGUUAGGAACGUCAAAGAGAGUGCUGCUCAUGACUACACGUUAAGAGAACUUAAACUUUCAAAGGUUGGACAAGGGAAUACGGAGAGAACGGUCUGGCAAUACCACUUUCGGACCUGGCCAGACCACGGAGUGCCCAGUGACCCCGGGGGUGUGCUGGACUUCCUGGAGGAGGUCCACCAUAAGCAGGAGAACAUCAUGGAUGCUGGGCCUGUGGUGGUUCACUGCAGUGCUGGAAUUGGCCGGACAGGGACGUUCAUUGUGAUUGAUAUCCUUAUUGACAUCAUCAGAGAGAAAGGCGUCGACUGUGACAUCGACGUUCCCAAAACCAUUCAGAUGGUGCGGUCUCAGAGGUCAGGGAUGGUGCAGACAGAAGCUCAGUACCGGUUCAUCUAUAUGGCCGUCCAGCAUUAUAUCGAGACACUACAGCGCAGGAUUGAAGAAGAGCAGAAAAGCAAGAGGAAAGGGCACGAAUAUACAAAUAUUAAGUAUUCCCUAACGGACCAGACAAGUGGAGAUCAGAGUCCUCUCCCGCCUUGUACCCCAACGCCAUCCUGUGCAGAAAUGAGAGAAGAUAAUGCUAGAGUCUAUGAAAACGUCGGGCUGAUGCAGCAGCAGAAAAGUUUCAGAUGAGAAGACCCACCAAGACUUCAGCACAGAAAUAGAUGUGGACUUUCACCCUCUCCCUAAAAAGAUCAAGAACAGAUGCAAGAAAGUUUAUGUGAAGAAUGAAUUUGAAUUUGGAAUUUGGAAGGCUUGCGUUGCUGUUGACUACCUUUUGAUAAGCAAAAUUUCAAAGCAUUUAAAGACCACUGUAUUCUAACUCAACAAUACCUGAUUUCCAGUUGCUCAUUUCCUCAGAUAAGAAGAAAUCAUCUCUACAAUGUAGACAAUGUUAUAUUUUAUAGAAUUUUAUUUUAUAGUGAGGAAGCAGUUACAUUGUGCUCUAUAUUUUGCAGAUGGUGGUGAUUCAAAUUCCUGUUAUUGGCAUUUUUUUUCUUUCUAUAACCUUAAUAGAUUUAAUUUUUUUCCUCUUUGUGGAGGAUGAUGGGGCACUUGUAAGAGGAAAAAUGAUUGGGGAAAAUUCAGUAACAACAUCCUGUAGAAAUGAGGACAAUUUCAUUUAUCAUCAUCCAUCCCGUAGUGGAUAAUGCAUUUUGAUGGCCUCUUUUUAUGGCUAAAUAAUAGUUAAGCCAAUGCCCCAGACUGUCAGAAGUUGACUGUCUACCUGUGCAUUGCCAUUAAAAACCCAUGGGGAAAAUAUCGUGGGAACUUAGGAUAGAAAGCAUGUCUUAUUAGCACAUGACCAAUUACUGUUGAGCCUGUUGACUGAGAAGGUGGUGGGAAAACGUUUGCCGUAUUUUCUUUUCAUUUGAGUAAUUGUCUUGUAUUUAGAAAAAAAUGCAUCUAUGGAUAACGAGUGUUUUGGUUAUCAGUUUUUACUGACAAACCACCCCAAAACUUAGUGGCUUAGAGCAACAGCUUUUUUUCCCUCACUGUUCUUCAGUCUGGCCUGGGCUCAGCUGAGCUGCUCCUCUGCUCGUCUUGCUGGUGUCACUCAUGGGGUCGGUGGGCUGGCUGAGACCCUGGGGUGGCUGGGCCUCUCUGUCUGCAUGUAGUCCUCCAGUCUCUCCUUCUCCGUGUUAUCUUUCCAAUGGCCUCGCCAGCAGGGUGGCUGGACCACUUACAUGGCAGCUCAGAGCUCCGAAGGGUAUAAAGCAAUAGUGGCCAGGCCUUCUUAAGAUUUAAACCCAGAACUGCCACAGCAUUGCUCCUACUCCCCUCUGUUGAUUAAAGCAAGUCACAGGCCCAGCCCAGGUUCAGGAAGAGGGCGCUACAUGAGGGCAUGAAGUGGACGUGUGGUUCAUGGGGGCCCCCAGUGUAACAGACUGUCAGAACCAGUGCCGGGGAAAACACCUACAGUUAGCAAAAGUAGAAGCUGCUAGUGACCUUGAGAAGCUGCUGCUGAUAGCUGGUGUAAGCUGGAAGUCAGGCUGAGAAACAGGACCUUCAGGAGGCUUCCUGCACCGGUUCUGCCGGCUCUGAGCCUGUUUUCUGAACCGUCAUAUGGGAAAACUGGUCUCGUAAGGAUGGAUGUGUUUAUGGGGCGGAGCAUCUGCAAGCAGGACCACCCCAUCACCGUGGCACCCACAGAGGGAGGUGAACGUAAUGCUUCCUUUGUGCUCCUGGUUUCGGCCAGGCCUCACACGCUGCCAGUCAGGCUGCAGGAGAGGGAGCAGGCCUCAUGAGGCCACUCAGCAGAUGGGUUAGCAGCAGCUCGUUUUGGUUUUAAUCGAGCAGUAAGAUUUGCUAACUUUCUACCUGAAGUGCCUUUUCCAAAGACAUCCCUCUUUGCCCCGUGUUGAUCAUCAUGCAGUGAGUGUGUUUCAAUUAAACUAUCACUGGUUGACUUUGUAAAGAUAAUAAAAUGCUAUGGCAGCUCUGCCAUUAAGUCCUGGUCUCCUUCCUGGGAUUCUUCUUGCUUUUGCUCCUGAAAGGAAGAACGAGAUCAGCCCUGGUGGGAGUUUCUUCCCGAGGUCUUUACCUCCUUUCAAACCCUGAGGUAAUUUCAUAGGCAAAUGUACAUUGAUCCCCACCCCCCAUAUCCAUUGAACUUAGAGUUGCUUCAGAACACAGGUGUGGCCUGAAGGUAACUACCUUAUUAGAGGAAUGUAAAGACUACUGUCUUCUUGUCAAGCCUGUAAAGAAAGAGAUUCCAGUUCAGUAUUUGCAACAAGGCUCGUGAAUCCUGUUCUUCUCUAUUUCAUCGUCAUGUUGAAUGGUCUCCGUUUUGCCUUGAUUUCAUGGUAAUGUUUUGACCCUGGACGUUGGGGGCAAAGUCUUUCACCAGCACGCGAGGGUCUGAUUGUACAGGUGUACCUGCUGCGUCAUUGUCUCUGCCUGUAGCUUAAGAUCAGCUGUUUCUGCACCUGGAACGGGAGCACCUGAUCUAGGCUGGCUUUGUUUGUUACAGGAUGUUGGUUUCCUUUAGAUUUCCCUCCAAGAAGUCUGCAAACCAUCUUGUUAGGUCAGCUUAUGCCAAGACAGGGUUGUAAUAGUCCCCAGGUUGCUAAGGUUUGUGGUGUGUUUGGUAAAGGGCGAUUGCAGGUUCUCAGAUGAGGUUACUCUACACGGGAUGGAGUCAGGCAGAGGGGCUGUGAAGAUGUGGGGAGCUCGAGGUGCCGGUUUAAAAAAUGGUGGAAAUGGAAGUUCCAAAGAGGUGGUUUCUGAGGAAGUCAAAGGGCCCAGGGCCAGAGCAGUCAGUAAUAGUUGAAUCAGGUUACCUAGAAAAUAGGUCUGGUAGAGACAUGUAUGCAGUCUGCUUCUGGGUUGCUGGUAGACAUUAAAUUUGCACAAUAUCCCAUAGCUGGCUGAGUAUUUUAAAAUUAUAAGCAUAGGAUUUUAUAUUUGGGGUGAAGAACUUGUCUGGCACGUGGUAUUGGGGUUUUAUAAAAAAGCCAAAUUUCAGAGUCUUAAUAGCUUUUUUUAAAAAAAUAAAAAGACACCUCAUAUCCAGUGUGUGGCCCUCCUGAAAAUUAUGGUCAUCUCUCCCAUUGAAAUCAAUGACUUUUCAAAUGUGGCUAAAUGAGGAUGAGAAAAUACAUGUACGACUUUCUUAGUGUUUGUGCAUUCUUUACAGAGCACAAUUGCUUUGGAAGAGCCAAGAAAAUCAUCAAGAUUAUUUUUAGGGGUUAUCUUACUGGGGAUUUUAAGAACUAAUAUAACGUCCUGGGUUAUUUCUAGUUCUGGGGAAUGUGGAAAAGUCUGCAAUUGUGAAGUGUUUUGUUGUAGCUUAUUAAUCCAUAAGGGAAACUUAGGCUGUAGACAGAAGUACAAACCCAGUACAGUUUUUGUUUUCUGUAUGUUGUAGGGGGAAUAAAGUUUUAUAUAGCAAGCACAUGGCCUCCCUGAUUUCAAGAUGCCUUUAUUAGGACUUGUACUCGCCCUUAAUUUUGUUGAAAUCUUUUUCCCUCUUCCUCUUGAAAAAUAAGUUCCAAAAUAUAGUUUGUCGUAUCUUCUUCCAUCAUUACAAAGUUUGUUCUUUUUCACGAUGGGCAGUUCACACAAGGCAAAAAUAGUAAACAGUUGGUUUUCGUGUGUUGUAUAACUUUGCUGUGUAUCAAACUAAUUUUUACAAGUUUUCAUCCUAAACCUCAAAUCAUGUAAUUAAUAAUUUGCCUGUUUAUUUAUGACCUAAUUGUGAUUCUUUUAUUAAUAAAAGCUAAUGGAAAAGGAUCCUUUAUUAAGCUGAUGACUAGACCUACAUUUAAUUUCCUGCAGUAUAUGAAGUAUUGUACCAGAGUAUUAAAAGAUAUGUAAUAUUUUAUUGAUAAAUCUAUCCUUUAAAAGGAAUACGUUUUAGGAUGUCAUCAUUUUGAUGUGAAUCAUGUAAAUGUUGAUAAUAUACACUGUUUAUUAUACAUUUAGUGUUUCAAGAGAUUCACUUAAUUGCCUUUUUGCCCACGUAUAUUAUGUAGUCUAUUUGCAAUUGUUUUAAAAAAAUGACAUUAAAAGGGUAGUUUAUGUAGAGAAACAUUAGUGGAUGUUAAUUGUCUCCCCACCUGUAUUUAUGGGUGUUAAUUCAACUGCUUUGCUAGUUGCAAAGCCGUAUUAUCAGAGUAAAAGUGUAUUUGUAAACUGUAUGGGAACUAAAAAUUAGGAAUAAAACCAUUUUCUUAUAUUA
Molecule: messenger RNA, 5979 nt
Organism: Diceros bicornis minor
Lineage: Eukaryota; Metazoa; Chordata; Mammalia; Perissodactyla; Rhinocerotidae
Gene: PTPN11
Product: protein tyrosine phosphatase non-receptor type 11
Exons: 16
Coding region: 147-1928 (593 amino acids)
Biological process (GO): protein dephosphorylation
Molecular function (GO): protein tyrosine phosphatase activity
Source: RefSeq, a predicted model, not a curated record